This is a messenger RNA of Hermetia illucens (black soldier fly), 1911 nucleotides long. RefSeq names its product ataxin-8-like. The coding region runs from base 228 to 647 and encodes 139 amino acids. NCBI's taxonomy places the organism in Eukaryota, Metazoa, Arthropoda, Insecta, Diptera, Stratiomyidae. The transcript has 2 exons. The record is from RefSeq and is a predicted model, not a curated record.
CUACAGAGUGUGCCAAAAAACGCCUUCGGGCAUAUUGAAUCGAAAAGUUGAGUUCGGAAGUGGAAAGGAAAAGUGAAAACAGUGCAGUGGGAACAAAACCAAAGGAAGUAUUGUUCCUCUAACAGUGGCACCAAUAUUAAUUGGACACUGUCAACAAAAAUAAAGAAGCAAAUAAAGGAAAAUUUCUUUUAUUUUCAGAGUGAACCAAGGACGGGCUUGGGGACAGGAUGUCCGCCAAGAGAACAAAAUUGAUUCUCCCAGAAGAGAUUUCGUCGGAGGAAGAGGGAGCAACGGGCCCUACAACCAAGAUGGACGCAGAUUCGAGCCUGCUCAUCAGGAUUGCAGAGCUCGAACAAGAGAAGGCCGACAUGACUCAGCAGUUGGAGUGCCAGUUGGCGCUCAUCAAGGAGCUACAGCAGGAGAUGGCUGAAAUGAAAGCAGCCAACAUGGCCGCGAAGCAGCCGGCCCAUCAAGAGCAACAGCAGCAACUAUUGAACCAGCAGCGGCAGCAGCAGCAGCAGCAACGGAAACAACAGCGGCAAGAGCAGCAGCAACGACAGCAGCAACCACAGCAACAACAGCAGCCAGAAGGAGGAGGAAGGAGACCCCUUCAACUUUGUAGUGCGGAAGAAGAAGACAUCAAAUAGGAAUAAGGACCGAGAUUCCAAAGGAAACUUCAGAUCAGUAAACACAAACAAACAACGAUCUCAUCUACUGUCCCAACAUCAAUGCCAGGAUAGGACACCGCUCCCACAUCAGGACCAAUAAAAUUUCAGUUCCUACUUCCAUCGCUUUUGCAUAAGGGGACAGGAGUUACGAGCCCCAAAGUAAAAAGGGAAUCAAGAUACUACACGUGCCGCACAUUCAACAUAAUUUAACUCUCAUUUCCUACACAUGCCAAAUAAAGUACAACGUAUCGAAUUCUAAAGUUGGUUCAAUUAACCGCCGCUGCAGCUUUGUAAAAAUUGUAACGCUGCAUAAGCAAUAGCAAAAUUAUAAAUUUAAUUCUUUCGGUCAGGCAUGUGCUCAUUGUCAUUCUAAACUCCAACCAAUAAACUCGUUUAAAAAUAUUUCUUUCUUUUUUUUAGUAUCGUAAAGAAUAAUAUACAUAACUCGCGUAGCGGCAUGGGGACCGGUUCGUGGGUGGACAGCUGAUCAACGGCCGGUAGGAUUGAAAAUUUUUUCGCGAGUGAGUCAUUGGAUGACAGGAGCCUUCCAAUACAAGAUUCAAGCAUAUUUUUUUUUUAGUAAAUUAAAGUUGUGUCUCGAAAAUAUCAUAAUACAUCAGGGUUUCAAUUCGAAUGAAUUUUGGAUAAAAAAGAACGUAUCGACCGAGCACUUUGAUGGAGCUUCAGUAUUUGCGGGCAGACCUUCACGGUCAAUUUCGCCUCUUCUCUCUCUCUCUUCGGCCACUCAAGAUGGUUGUUUGAUCAUCAUAUUUCCCUUGAGUUCAUUACAAAGCAUGGGAACUUUUACGAAAACGCCUUGAAAACGAGCGAUCGCUUGGAAUUACUUCCCGAAACUCCAUAGCAUGCCAGUAGUAAAGGAAAGAGAAGAGUUCCUAGCCAAUAUGCAAGGCAUGGGCGUGAACGUUGAACACUGUUAUCUACUGAUAAUUUACACGAGUGUUUAGAAAGUAGAUCAAGAGUUGAAACGUUUAUGGGAAACAUCGCAAGGAACAUUACCAUAUUCCAAAGCUGUCAGUAUUUAUGGAUUUUUGGACUGGUCGCUUCAAAACCUUAAAAGCUCAAUGCUCCCCGAAGAAGAACAAAAGGUUCGAAGCACUCGUGGCCAGUAAGGUGACUCAUUGGGCGCAACCUGGAAGUGUGUAACCGAUAUUGUGAUGGAAAGUGCAAGCUUUGUACAUGGGUCACUACAUUCAGACAAACUGCAAGUGCGACAAAAGGAAGA